AUGACGCUACAAACAUGGACUUGCAGCAAGCUGGUCUCGACCAGCCUCUGCUAUCGACCGGUUCCUGCCAAGCUGCGCACCGUCUCAUACGUGCAAAAGGCAUUCGUUUCGUCAUCGCCGGUCCAGUCUUUUCGCCCUCUUGAAGCUCUCCCCACAAUCGGCGUCGACACGUUCCGAGAACAGUACUUUCAGCCCGAACGACCAGCGGUGCUACCGCGAUCACACUUCAAGUCCAUCCCCGCCGUGACGAAGUGGUUCAAACACAAUGACGUCUCGACGACUGAGAAACACCGAUCCACCGCGCGAUUGAAUACCGAGUAUCUCCUAAGAUACGCUUCGCACGCACUUGUGCCUCUGGAGCUCACGCGGCCAGCGGAGGACCCUGGCCAAAUAACCUCAAAGGGCAACGGUUCAGAAAACCAGCGACAACCCUCUGCGGAGACUAUGAGCUUUGUACAGUUCGAUGCGCCGCUGUCUCUCUUCCUCGAAUGGAUGCAAUCGACAGAGACCAGGCACCACAUGGAACGCAUCUAUCUUGCGCAGUGUCAACUCUACAACCUACCAUCGCCCCUGCAGCGCGACCUUGAGGCCCCGGAUCUCGUCCGAAAAGCCGGUCUGGACGAUAUUUACGACACAAACCUCUGGAUGGGACGCCCGCCGACUUACACACCACUACAUCGGGACCCGAAUCCCAACCUGUUUGUCCAGCUAGCGGGGCAAAAGGUGGUCCGACUCAUUGCGCCAGCGAUGGGCCAAACCUUGUUCGAUUCAAUUCGAGCGCAGCUUGGCCAAAGUGGCGGGAAGCAUGCGGCAGCGUUUCGUGGGGCGGAGAUGAUGCAGGGUCGGGAACGUGCGUUGCUGGAAGAUGCGGUUUGGAGCGAGAGCGAUACCGACGAGGGGAUCUUCAUUGCAGAUGGGUAUGCUUUCGAGGCGCAUCUGGGAGCUGGAGACGGGCUCUUCAUUCCGAAAGGCUGGUGGCACAGUAUUAAGGGAGUUGGAGAUGGGGUCACGGCAUCGGUGAGUGUUUUGCUUCUUUCAUUCUGCUGCGAUCGGUCUCGAUACUGA
Molecule: messenger RNA, 1065 nt
Organism: Penicillium diatomitis
Lineage: Eukaryota; Fungi; Ascomycota; Eurotiomycetes; Eurotiales; Aspergillaceae
Product: putative JmjC domain protein
Exons: 1
Coding region: 1-1065 (354 amino acids)
Molecular function (GO): 2-oxoglutarate-dependent dioxygenase activity
Source: RefSeq, a predicted model, not a curated record